UCCACAAAAUCCACUUGUCCAUCGUCCAUAUCGCUCUCCACACAGUUUCAAACUCUUUAACAAAUCCACUCAAAGAGUCUUUCUUUCUCUCACCAGAAUCAGAAUCAGAAUCAGAAUUAUUCAGAAGAUGGGGAAGGGAGGGAUGUCUCAUGGAGGAGCUGGGGAAGGCAAAGAUGGUGAAGAAGAAGAGAACAUGGCUGCCUGGCUUCUUGGUAUCAACUCCCUCAAGAUUCAGCCUUUCAAACUCCCUCCUCUUGGACCCCAUGAUGUUAGAGUAAGGAUGAAAGCUGUAGGCAUAUGUGGUAGCGAUGUUCACUACCUCAAGACCAUGAGAUGUGCAGAUUUCAUUGUUAAAGAGCCAAUGGUGAUAGGCCACGAGUGUGCCGGAAUCAUAGAGGAAGUUGGGAGUGAGGUGAAGAGCCUUGUGCCCGGUGACCGCGUGGCGCUGGAGCCUGGAAUCAGUUGCUGGCGCUGCAAUCUCUGCAAAGAAGGUCGAUACAAUCUUUGCCCGGAGAUGAAGUUUUUUGCUACUCCACCCGUUCAUGGUUCUCUUGCUGAUCAGGUGGUGCAUCCUGCAGACCUAUGUUUCAAACUGCCAGAUAAUGUGAGCUUAGAGGAAGGGGCAAUGUGUGAGCCUUUAAGCGUUGGUGUCCACGCUUGUCGCCGAGCAAACAUUGGUCCAGAAACGAAUGUUUUGGUCAUGGGAGCAGGACCUAUUGGCCUUGUCACAAUGCUAGCAGCUCGUGCAUUUGGGGCACCCAGAAUUGUCAUAGUUGAUGUGGAUGACCACCGUUUAUCCGUUGCCAAGGAUCUUGGGGCAAAUGAUACUGUCAAAGUGUCAACAAAUGUACAGGAUGUAGCUGAAGAAGUGGUUCAGAUACAUGAGGUCAUGGGGGCUGAAGUGGAUGUUACUUUCGACUGUGCAGGGUUUAACAAAACUAUGUCAACCGCCCUGAGUGCUACUCGUCCUGGCGGCAAGGUGUGCCUUGUGGGAAUGGGUCACAGUGAGAUGACUGUCCCACUCACUCCAGCUGCUGCAAGGGAGGUUGAUGUGAUUGGCAUUUUCCGGUACAAGAAUACAUGGCCACUAUGCCUUGAGUUCUUGAGGAGUGGAAAGAUUGAUGUGAAUCCCCUUAUAACGCAUCGGUUCGGAUUUUCUCAGCGAGAGGUGGAAGAAGCAUUUGAGACUAGUGCUCGUGGUGGUACGGCCAUUAAGGUCAUGUUUAAUCUGUAACCUGAACUAAAAAAAAAAACAAAAAAAUGUGUAAUAAUAGUUAAAGAAACAAUAAACAAAUAUGAUGUUAAGGAUGCAGUUCGGAUUGGGACUCGGUUAUGAUACUAUGAAAGCUUUGUUAGAGAAAUGGCUUUGGACGGGAAUCAAUAAUGAAGAAGUUAUGUCGAUUGCUCCAAGUGGUUCCCGUGGACUGAUCUCAAAUAUCUUAUCUAAGAAUAAAAUCCUUGUUUGAGCUUAAUCAAAUUUAAAUUGGGUUGAGUGUCCAUAUUAAUAUAACUGUAUUUCACCUUCAA
Messenger RNA from Morus notabilis, 1527 nucleotides. Its product is annotated as sorbitol dehydrogenase. The transcript is spliced from 6 exons. Lineage: Eukaryota; Viridiplantae; Streptophyta; Magnoliopsida; Rosales; Moraceae. Gene Ontology annotation, molecular function: zinc ion binding; oxidoreductase activity, acting on the CH-OH group of donors, NAD or NADP as acceptor. The record is from RefSeq and is a predicted model, not a curated record. Bases 128 to 1234 code for a protein of 368 amino acids.